This is a messenger RNA of Oenanthe melanoleuca, 523 nucleotides long. RefSeq names its product histone-lysine N-methyltransferase EHMT2-like. The record is from RefSeq and is a predicted model, not a curated record. Gene Ontology annotation, molecular function: p53 binding; histone methyltransferase activity; protein-lysine N-methyltransferase activity. The transcript is spliced from 5 exons. NCBI's taxonomy places the organism in Eukaryota, Metazoa, Chordata, Aves, Passeriformes, Muscicapidae. The coding region runs from base 83 to 523 and encodes 146 amino acids.
GACGGCUCCACCUGCCUGCACCAUGCGGCCAAAAACGGGAACCUGGAGAUGGUGGAGCUGCUGCUGAGCACGGGGCAGGUGGAUGUCAACGCACAGGACAACGGGGGCUGGACCCCGAUCAUCUGUGGCUGAGCACAAACACAUCGAGGUCAUUCGGCGGCUGCUGACGCGCGCGGCCGACGUCACCCUGACCGACAACGAGGAGAACAUCUGCCUGCACUGGGCGUCGUUCACGGGCAGCGCCGAGAUCGCCGAGGUUCUGCUGAACGUGCAGUGCAACCUGCACGCCGUGAACUUCCACGGGGACACCCCCCUGCACAUUGCAGCCAGGGAGAGCUACCACGACUGUGUCAGCCUGUUCCUGUCCCGUGGUGCUGACCCCGAGCUGCGGAACAAGGAGGGCGACUCCCCCCUGGACCUGACCCCCGAGCGCUCCGAUGUUUGGGUCACGCUGCAGCUCAACAGGAAACUGAGGCUGGGGGCGGCGGGCAGGGCGCUGCACACCGAGAGCAUGCUCAUCUAA